ACAGGAGACGUAAAACAUGCGAGUUGCUGAGUAUAUGAGCUGUCAUUCAGUACUUUUAAAUCAUCAACAGCUAGAUGUAAAGUAGUUUGACGAGUAGUAAUUCGCUGAAUAUGAGUAGACUACUACGCAUGGCAAGAACGUACACGAUGAGUGUUUUAAGCUGACGAAAGACACAUAAGCAUGUGGAAUGGAGGCAGUAAAAGAGUGUUUGAGAGAUUUUCCCAGAGAAGCACGGGAGCUUUAAUUAAAUGAAGCAGUACCAUAUCUAGAUGAGCCCCUCUCCCCACUUCAGUUUCAUCGUGAAUGGAUUGGUCCUAACAAGCCCUGCAUCAUUCGCAACGCCUUCAGUGAUUGGCCUGCUUUGUCUAAAUGGAACCCUGCGUACCUCAGAGAGAAAGUGGGCUCCAAAAUAAUCAGCGUGGCUGUCACUCCUAACGGAUACGCAGAUGCUGUAAAUGGGGAUCGCUUUGUGAUGCCAGAGGAGCGUCAGAUGAGCUUUUCCUCUCUGCUGGAUAUCAUAGAAAGAAAAGUUAGGAGCAGUGGUGUGUAUUAUGUUCAGAAACAGUGUUCAAAUCUGACGGAUGAGAUGCCGGAACUGACCGGAGAUGUGCAGACUCACAUUCCCUGGAUGAGUGAAGCUCUCGGUAAACAGCCUGAUGCUGUAAAUUUUUGGUUAGGGGAGGAAAGUGCUGUCACAUCGAUGCAUAAGGAUCACUAUGAGAAUCUAUACUGUGUGAUAUCUGGACGUAAAGAGUUUGUAUUACUUCCUCCCACUGAUAGACCUUUCAUACCGUAUGAGCUCUAUCAGCCAGCAACAUACAGACAGAAACAGGACGGCGAAUUUGAAAUAGUGGAUGAAGAUUCACCUAAAGUGCCCUGGAUUCCUCUAGACCCUCUGAAUCCAGAUUUUGAGCGAUACCCCUCCUACAGACUGGCUAAACCUCUGCACUGUACUGUUGAAGCUGGAGAGAUGCUGUACCUUCCCUCCCUGUGGUUUCACCAUGUGCGUCAGUCUCACGGAUGCAUAGCAGUGAAUUUCUGGUAUGACAUGGAAUAUGACAUUAAGUACAAUUACUUCCAGCUGAUGGAGUCCUUGACAAGCGCAGUGGGAACAUUAUGACACAUUAUUAAAUAAAUAUAUC
Triplophysa rosa is the source of this 1142-nucleotide messenger RNA. RefSeq names its product jumonji domain containing 7 (gene jmjd7). The transcript is spliced from 8 exons. The record is from RefSeq and is a predicted model, not a curated record. Lineage: Eukaryota; Metazoa; Chordata; Actinopteri; Cypriniformes; Nemacheilidae. Gene Ontology annotation, molecular function: 2-oxoglutarate-dependent dioxygenase activity.